This is a messenger RNA of Impatiens glandulifera, 1312 nucleotides long. RefSeq names its product transcription initiation factor IIB. The record is from RefSeq and is a predicted model, not a curated record. Gene Ontology annotation, molecular function: TBP-class protein binding. Bases 151 to 1089 code for a protein of 312 amino acids. Lineage: Eukaryota; Viridiplantae; Streptophyta; Magnoliopsida; Ericales; Balsaminaceae. Gene Ontology annotation, cellular component: nucleus; transcription preinitiation complex. Gene Ontology annotation, biological process: transcription preinitiation complex assembly; DNA-templated transcription initiation. The transcript has 7 exons.
UCCAUUAACUAACCUCCGGCCGUUCGCGAAAGAGAAAGAAAGAAAGAGAGACGACCAGACCAAGAAAAAAAGUAGAAAAAAAAUGAAAUCUUAAAACGUCUCCGAUCAUCGUUUAGCUUGCUUGAAUCGGGAUUUUGAUUGAUCGGUGAAAUGGGUGACGCUUAUUGUUCCGACUGCAAGAAAGCGACGGAGGUAGUUUUUGAUCACUCCGCCGGCGAUACGGUUUGUUCUGAGUGCGGUUUGGUUCUCGAAUCGCACUCUAUCGAUGAGACAUCAGAGUGGCGUACCUUCGCUAAUGAGUCCGGUGAUAACGAUCCGGUCAGAGUUGGCGGCCCUUCGAAUCCGCUCUUAACGGACGGUGGUCUUUCCACCGUCAUUGCUAAACCGAACGGAGGUACAUCCGAUUUCCUCUCCUCCUCUCUCGGACGAUGGCAGAAUCGAGGUUCAAAUCCUGAUCGGACUCUUAUCUUGGCGUUCAAGACCAUCGCCAUCAUGUCUGACAGAUUGGGGCUUGUUGCUACCAUAAAGGAUAGGGCAAAUGAGAUAUACAAGAAAGUAGAAGAUCAAAAAUCUAGUAGAGGAAGGAACCAGGAUGCGAUAUUGGCUGCUUGUCUCUACAUAGCUUGUCGCCAAGAAGACAAGCCGAGGACUGUAAAGGAAAUUUGUUCUGUUGCCAAUGGAGCGACAAAGAAGGAAAUUGGCCGAGCAAAAGAAUACAUAGUGAAACAGCUAGAGCUUGAGAUGGGUCAAUCUGUGGAUAUGGGUACUAUUCAUGCAGGCGAUUUCAUGAGACGGUUCUGCUCAAAUCUUGGCAUGAACAACCAAGCAGUGAAAGCAGCCCAGGAAGCUGUGCAAAAGUCUGAAGAGUUCGAUAUUAGGAGAAGUCCAAUAUCAAUUGCAGCAGCUGUCAUUUACAUUGUAACACAGCUCUCAGAUGAUAAGAAGCCUCUCAAAGACAUUUCAAUUGCUACUGGAGUUGCAGAAGGAACAAUCAGAAAUUCUUACAAGGAUCUUUAUCCUCAUAUAGCCAAGAUAAUACCCAGCUGGUAUGCAAAAGAAGAGGAUCUCAAGAACCUCUGCAGUCCCUAGCUAGGACUAGGACUCUCUCUGUUUGUCUGUAAACAUCGGCUUAAGAAGAAACAAAAACCAAUUUUCUACAUUAGUUUUGAUGAGACUUGUAUUUUGUUCGUUGAGAAGAGGACACCGAACUAUUUAUUAUUACUACUUUGCAGCUGCUUCAACUGAGAAAUGGAAUCAAUAUAAAGAAUUGGUAUUUGUAAAUUUUACCUAAACUAAACCCCUACUCUUUUAA